AAGCAAUUUACAUAUUUUUUUGUUAUAACGGGACUUUUAUUUUGAAGUGUUUUAUUUUGAAGGGCUGUCAAACGUGGCUUCCUGCUUUAUGAAAGCAUGCUGUCUGAGCUGUUUAUGGUCUUCUUCGGUUUUAUUCGCUCGGCCGGUGUUCUGCAUUCACUCGUACACCUUAAAUAGGCCGUUUAGGAGCGGCAGCAUGUGUAAAGAGCUGAAGACGAGAGUCCUGCGGCUAUCAGCGCAGAGCUCCGGGGAGCAGCAGGAGUGGACGGAGAUCCUGAGCGCCACAGUCAAGGCUCUGAAAGCGGGGCAGGUCGUGGCCGUUCCCACUGACACCAUCUACGGUCUGGCCUGUGUGGCUCAACACUCUGCGGCCGUCAGGAGAGUUUAUGAUAUCAAAGGACGGAAUGGAGACAAUCCUCUAGCCAUCUGUGUCGGAGACGUACAGGACAUCUACAGAUUCUGUAAGGUGUCUGUGAAGGAGGAGCUGCUCCGAGAUCUGCUGCCUGGACCUGUUACACUAGUUCUGGAAAGAUCCUCCACACUGAACGGAGACCUCAAUCCUUUUACCAAGGUUGGCUUUAGUUAUUCUCCAUAUACAUGA
Molecule: messenger RNA, 601 nt
Organism: Sinocyclocheilus rhinocerous
Lineage: Eukaryota; Metazoa; Chordata; Actinopteri; Cypriniformes; Cyprinidae
Product: yrdC domain-containing protein, mitochondrial-like
Exons: 3
Coding region: 89-601 (170 amino acids)
Biological process (GO): regulation of translational fidelity
Cellular component (GO): cytoplasm
Molecular function (GO): nucleotidyltransferase activity; tRNA binding; double-stranded RNA binding
Source: RefSeq, a predicted model, not a curated record